Pseudozyma flocculosa PF-1 is the source of this 585-nucleotide messenger RNA. RefSeq lists its product as uncharacterized. The transcript has 3 exons. The record is from RefSeq and is a predicted model, not a curated record. Gene Ontology annotation, cellular component: endoplasmic reticulum. The coding region runs from base 1 to 585 and encodes 194 amino acids. NCBI's taxonomy places the organism in Eukaryota, Fungi, Basidiomycota, Ustilaginomycetes, Ustilaginales, Ustilaginaceae.
AUGACACAACCACCAACCGCAAGCCCACGUCCACGUCCACGUCCGCUCCUGUCCAGACGGCUAGAUACGCUCUACGUCGUCUACUUUUCCAUCCACCUGGCAGCGAGCGUGCUCAUCGACGCCCAGCUGAGCCUGGUACCGUACACGCCGCGCCUCUACCCGGCUCCCGUGCGCGCCGCACUGUCCUUCUACCUCGAGGCGUUCAAGGAUCCCUUUCUCCUCGCCCUCGCCCGCCAGGAUGCGGCGUACACGUGGUUCCACGCCCUCGUCGUCAGCGAGGUCGUCGUCCAGCUUCCCCUCUUCGUCGUCGGCAUCGUCGCUCUCCGCCGCGACGACGUGCGCGUCUACCCGCUCCUCGUCGCCUACGGUACCCUCGCCGCCUCAUCGACGAUGCAGUGCAUAGCAAGCCUCGUCUUUGGCAACGACGGCAUCGGACUGACGCCGAAAGAGGUACUCGGCCUCCUCCAAAACUACGUGCCCUUCUGCAUCUUGCCAGCCGUGCUGUGCGUAGACAUGUCGAUGAGGAUCAUCCGCCUCUUGCCCUCUCCGCCGUCGCCCGCGUCGCAGCACAAAAAGGAUCGGUAG